GACGUGGCCGGCCGGAAGCCGCCUGCGCGGAGCCGCCGCGGACCCUGUGUCGCUCGCCGCCCGGGUUUGCUCUCGCCUGCUGCGUCACGUUCUCCGCCGGCUCCACCAUGCUGAAGAAAUUCGACAAGAAGGAUGAGGAAUCGGGUGGAGGCUCCAACCCCUUCCAGCACCUGGAGAAGAGCGCGGUACUGCAGGAGGCGCGUGUAUUUAAUGAAACACCCAUCAACCCUCGGAAAUGUGCUCACAUCCUUACCAAGAUCCUUUACCUCAUAAACCAGGGAGAGCACCUGGGAACCACUGAAGCUACUGAGGCCUUCUUUGCCAUGACCAAACUCUUUCAGUCCAGUGAUCCCACACUCCGUCGGAUGUGCUACUUGACCAUCAAGGAGAUGGCUAGCAUUGCAGAGGAUGUCAUCAUUGUCACUAGCAGUCUCACAAAGGACAUGACUGGGAAAGAAGACAACUACCGGGGCCCUGCCGUGCGUGCCCUCUGCCAGAUCACUGAUAGCACCAUGCUGCAGGCUAUUGAGCGCUACAUGAAGCAGGCCAUCGUGGACAAGGUGCCCAGUGUCUCCAGCUCUGCCCUGGUGUCUUCCCUGCACCUGCUGAAGGGCAGCUUCGAUGUGGUCAAGCGUUGGGUGAAUGAGGCCCAGGAGGCAGCAUCCAGUGAUAACAUCAUGGUCCAGUACCAUGCGCUGGGACUCCUAUACCAUGUGCGUAAGAAUGACCGCUUGGCAGUCAACAAGAUGAUCAGCAAGUUCACUCGGCACGGCCUCAAGUCUCCAUUCGCCUACUGCAUGAUGAUCCGGGUAGCCAGCAAGCAGCUGGAGGAAGAGGAUAGCAGCCGUGACAGCCCCUUGUUUGACUUCAUUGAGAGCUGCUUGCGCAACAAGCACGAGAUGGUGGUGUAUGAAGCUGCCUCAGCCAUCGUCAACAUGCCAGGCUGCAGUGCCAAGGAGCUGGCCCCGGCUGUGUCAGUGCUCCAGCUUUUCUGCAGCUCACCCAAGGCUGCACUCCGCUACGCUGCUGUCCGAACCCUCAAUAAGGUUGCCAUGAAGCAUCCGUCAGCAGUGACGGCCUGCAAUCUGGACCUGGAGAACCUGGUUACAGACUCAAACCGCAGCAUCGCCACGCUGGCCAUCACCACACUCCUCAAGACCGGCAGCGAGAGCAGCAUCGACCGCCUCAUGAAGCAGAUCUCCUCUUUUAUGUCAGAGAUCUCAGAUGAAUUCAAGGUGGUGGUUGUCCAGGCCAUCAGUGCCCUAUGUCAGAAAUAUCCUCGCAAACAUGCUGUCCUCAUGAACUUCCUGUUCACCAUGCUGCGGGAAGAGGGUGGCUUCGAGUACAAGCGGGCCAUCGUGGACUGCAUCAUCAGUAUUAUUGAGGAGAACACAGAGAGCAAGGAGACGGGGCUGUCACAUCUGUGUGAAUUCAUUGAGGACUGCGAGUUCACCGUGCUGGCCACUCGCAUCCUGCAUCUCCUGGGCCAGGAGGGGCCCAAGACCAACAAUCCAUCCAAAUAUAUCCGCUUCAUCUACAACCGAGUGGUCUUGGAGCAUGAGGAGGUUCGGGCAGGUGCUGUGAGUGCCCUGGCCAAGUUCGGGGCCCAGAAUGAGGAGAUGUUACCCAGCAUCUUAGUGCUACUGAAGAGGUGUGUGAUGGACGAUGACAAUGAAGUCAGGGACCGUGCCACCUUCUAUCUCAAUGUCCUGGAGCAGAAGCAGAAGUCCCUCAAUGCAACAUAUAUCCUAAACGGUCUGAAUGUUUCCAUCCCUGGUCUGGAGAGGGCUCUGCAGCAGUACAUUCUGGAACCAUCAGACAAACCUUUUGACCUCAAGUCUGUGCCGCUGGCCACUGCCCCCAUGGCAGAGCAGAGACCAGAGAGUGCCCCAUCCACAGCAGCCAAGCAGCCCGAGAAAGUGGCAGCCACGCGGCAGGAGAUCUUCCAGGAGCAGUUGGCGGCGGUGCCAGAGUUCCAAGGUCUGGGGCCCCUCUUCAAGUCCUCGCCUGAGCCUGUGGCCCUCACUGAAUCAGAGACAGAGUAUGUCAUCCGCUGCACCAAGCACACCUUCACUAACCACAUGGUGUUUCAGUUUGACUGCACAAACACACUCAAUGACCAGACCCUGGAGAAUGUCACAGUGCAGAUGGAGCCCACCGAUGCCUACGAGGUACUCUGCUAUGUGCCUGCCCGGAGCCUACCCUACAACCAGCCCGGGACCUGCUACACACUGGUGGCCCUGCCCAAGGAAGACCCCACAACUGUGGCCUGCACGUUCAGCUGCGUGAUGAAGUUCACGGUCAAGGACUGUGAUCCCAACACAGGGGAAACGGAUGAGGAAGGCUACGAGGAUGAAUAUGUGCUGGAAGAUCUGGAAGUCACUAUAGCUGAUCACAUCCAAAAGGUCAUGAAGGUGAACUUUGAAGCAGCUUGGGAUGAGGUAGGGGAUGCCUUUGAGAAGGAGGAGACCUUUACCUUGUCCACCAUCAAGACUCUGGAAGAGGCUGUGGGCAACAUUGUGAAAUUCCUGGGACUGCACCCUUGUGAGCGGUCAGACAAAGUGCCAGAUAACAAGAACACGCACAUGUUGCUCCUGGCUGGUGUGUUCCGUGGUGGCCGUGACAUUCUCGUGCGCUCCCGGCUGCUCCUUCUGGAUUCAGUCACAAUGCAGGUGACAGCCAGAAGCUCAGAGGAGCUACCAGUGGACAUCAUCAUGGCGUCUGUUGGCUAAGAGGGCCAGCCUUCUCCCACUCUCCUCCCCAACACUACGCAGAAGCAGCGCCUUCCUUCUGAACCCAGUGGAAAUCCUGCCCCAGCCUCUGUAUUCACAACCAUUCAGAAUCAUUGAGGAUUUUUUGUUGCUGUUAAAUUCAGCCCCUGCCCCCCAGGCUGUGGGUGUGUAUGUGUGACAUUUUUCUUUUAAGUAAGGGAUGAUUGUGAUUUGACCUAGAACUUGCUGCCCUGCUUGCCAGGGAAGAGACCUUGCAAAUGAGUAAACUGUGCUCGCCUUGAAUUCAUCCCCAAAGAAACCGCCUGAUCCCAAUAAAUGAAUCAGCAUGUAUUUAUUGAA
Messenger RNA from Erinaceus europaeus (western European hedgehog), 3071 nucleotides. RefSeq names its product COPI coat complex subunit gamma 1 (gene COPG1). Gene Ontology annotation, cellular component: endoplasmic reticulum-Golgi intermediate compartment; Golgi membrane; COPI vesicle coat. The transcript is spliced from 24 exons. The record is from RefSeq and is a predicted model, not a curated record. Bases 108 to 2732 code for a protein of 874 amino acids. Gene Ontology annotation, molecular function: structural molecule activity. Lineage: Eukaryota; Metazoa; Chordata; Mammalia; Eulipotyphla; Erinaceidae. Gene Ontology annotation, biological process: endoplasmic reticulum to Golgi vesicle-mediated transport; intra-Golgi vesicle-mediated transport; protein secretion.